AUGGGCAAGCCAAACAAGCCAAGGAAGCCCCAGACGCCGCUGGACCAACUGCCGAUCCAAGCGAGGCUUAAGAUCAAAAAAUACUCGCCGGAUGUCUGCGAUGCGGCGAUUAAGGGACAAGAGAUUCCGGUCGCACUGGGCUAUGAGCUGACGCGGUUCAGUGUGAUCCGGGGCAUCCGACACCAUCAUGGCUUCGCCCAGGAGCUGCGCGGAGUGACUCCCGAGUUCACUCGUGCCUUGAAUGCCCGCGAUAUCAUGAGCGGGAUCAUUCCCACAAUAUCACACCCGGAUGAGACUCCUUACUGCAUUUGGUAUCCGGAUAUCCCAACGGAGCAUACCCUGCGAGCUCUGGUUCAGCGCUAUCCCGAUAUGAUUUAUCAGGCGGCUCGUGCCUGUGCCAUCGCUGGAUACUUCGACCUAUACAAAAAGCUUGAUCCUGUCCCAGAGGUCCAUGUCGCAGAAGAAGCUAGCCAUGCCGGGGUCCAGAGGAUCAGCAAGGGAAGCCAGGAAAUUGCCCGCCAUAUAAUAUCACAGCCCGUGAAAUUCGCCAUUAUGAACGACUACACGCGGACAGUCGAUGUUACCAACCCUCGCAUGGCUUUUUUGAAUGGCGACACUGCGGUUUAUUCUAGUCUGUCUGCCCGACGAAAACAUCUGGAGCCGAGCGAGCUUUCUGAUUUCUACCAAAACUUCUGGGAUCCUCAUUGCCGGUUUGCCUCUUUCAAUAUUACCGAGGAUUGGGGUAUUGAUGAUCAUGACCAGGAGGAGCCCGAGCCCGCAGAGAGUUACUUUCCGCUUUUGUACGGGCCGCUACCAAGGGACCUGCCUCCCAUCAACAAGGAUAAAUUGAUACUGAUAGCCGCCUACUGCGGUGAUAUCGACCGUUAUACACGUUUACACAGACCGUCGCUGAUUCGCAGUGAAUUCCUCUGCGUCAUCCGUGGCAUCUACCAUAACCCGUUCUGGGCGAAAUGGUGGAGCACGCAGAUCCCCAAGCAUACAGGGUCGCGGUUCACGGAAUUUGAGGAAAUCAUGAUCCAGCGGGCAGUCAACGCUCGGCGUAUUAUGUCUGAUGAUGUCACAUGGGUCACGCCAGACACGCCGAAAGAUCUGCUCCCGAGGAACAUCUGGUUCCCGCAGCGAGCUUGUCCAGAAACGUACGAGCGGUUGGCUCGUAUUAGGCCCGAUAUGCUGUGGCUAUGCCUUUAUGCCUGCAUUGUGGCCAAUUAUCGAGACCUGUGGGAUAAACUCUUACUACCACCGUCCUCUGCCACCCUCGCCAUUGGUCAGAUGCCACCGGUUGCCGAGGGGGGCGAGGCCCAAAAGUUGAAGCUUCAACGGCUUUCAGAGAUAGCUGACCCGAUACUAUGGAUGGAAGCCAAGGCAUCGCGCAACGAUCACUACCAAUGCGAUAUCAAAGCGGCUGUUCCUGACGCUAUACAGUCACUCGAGCCCCACUCAGGUCGUGCCCCUGCAUUAAUGUUUUAUUACUCGUCGCAGGACCUAUACUACCCUACACCAGACAGUCGCUCCAGAUGGGUGCACACAAACGAUCCGGUUCAUGUUUCUGUCUCCGGCGGCAGAGUUUAUGGCGAGGACUACGAUCGAUAUGACGGCGUGUCGGCUCAAGUGCCUGGUAUAGACUUCGCCGUGUUUGCCAGGGAUGCAGUCGGCGUAGAUCAUGAGGUUUGGAAGGAGAAGGGAGACACUUGUCUGAAACUACACGAAGUGUACGAAUUGCUGGACAUAGGGGGUUCUUGUCCCUAGCAUCAAGUUGAGAUCCG
Aspergillus candidus is the source of this 1784-nucleotide messenger RNA. RefSeq lists its product as uncharacterized. Lineage: Eukaryota; Fungi; Ascomycota; Eurotiomycetes; Eurotiales; Aspergillaceae. The record is from RefSeq and is a predicted model, not a curated record. Bases 1 to 1767 code for a protein of 588 amino acids. The transcript has a single exon.